UUUUUUCCCCCCCGCAGUUUCCGUUAGUUUGGACGUUUUUUUUUUUAUUUUUAUUUUUUAUUUAAAAGACGGUAACCGACACGAGACGACGAGCACCGACCGGACCGCGCGCGGCGAAGCCAGCUAACUAGCUCACUUGUUGUCGCCUCCGUUGAGGAACAUCGCCUCUCACAGCUAACGUGUCGAAAGCUGUCUGCUGUGGCGGAAUUCAUCUUUUAAAAAAAUAUAAAUAAAUACACACAGCAGCAGCGACUAUAAUCACCGCGGCGACCGCAGCUCUGAAUGACGCAACCCGGAAGGAGGAAUGCGUGUUGUUAGUCCCCUCCGCCGCACUUAGCUAGUUUCUACUUCUGACAGACAGUAAACAAAAGGUCACAACCGUCACAACACUGGAAGAGCAUUAGCGAAAGAAGAAGGGGGGCGGGACUACGGAAGCCUGGAAAAGGACGGUUUAUUAUAAAAAACCCGGAAGUGGUCAUCAGCAGGAGAGACACGCCGACACCACCCGCCGGUCAUGUUUGGGGCACUUGUUUGCAUAGGGGGAAACUAUUUGAUAGGUAACUAGAGUGCAUUAUUAAAACAACUUUAUCGGUUAUUAUCUGUAUUUGGUGCUUUAUUCUUUUAUUUUAAGGAAACGCGUGUGUGUAGCAGCGCUCGGUGAACCCGUUCACCAAGGUCACGAGUGCGGGUGGAUGUACUGGGGGGAGUUAAGCCUUCAAGCACGUGCGGUUAUAGUAGGCAGGUUAAACACUUUUUUGCAGGAGAUAUGGCUGGACUUAUAAACUUUGAAGACGAGAAGGAAGUGAAGCAGUUUCUGGACAAUUUGGGAGUGGAGUACAGCUUCCAGUGCCACAAAGAAAACGACCCCGAAGGGUGCCAAAGGCUCUCGGACUACUUGGAAGGGGUGAAGAAGAACUACGAGUCUGCAGCUCAGGUGCUCAAACACAACUGUGAGACGAACGGACACGGAGAGAGCUGCUACAAGCUGGGGGCGUACCACGUCACCGGCAAAGGUAGAAGGACGACAGGUCUGAAGACGGCCUACUCCUGCUUCCUGCGCUCCUGCCAAACCGACGGGAAGAAGUCCACGGACGCGUGCCACAACGUCGCCCUGUUGGCCCACGACGGGCGAGCCGGCGAUGGAGGCCCCGACCUCGCCGUCGCCCGGCAGUACUACGAGAAGGCCUGCGCCGGCGGCUUCGCUCCCUCCUGCUUCAACCUCAGCGCCUUGUUCAUCGAGGGCAACGCCAAGGGAUGCCGUCCGGACAUGCGGCAGGCCGUGAAGUACGCCGACAGGGCCUGCGAGCUGGGGCACGUGUGGGGCUGCGCCAACGCCAGUCGCAUGUACCGACUCGGGGAGGGCACGGAGAAGGACGAAAAGAAGGACGAGGCGCUGAAGAAUCGAGCAAAGGAGCUGCACGGUUUGCAGAAGGAGAGGCAGCUCAAGUUCGGGGAGUGAACGUGACACUGUGUGUGUGUGUGUGUGUGUGUGUGUGUGUGUGUGUAAACAACUUGUUCACAUGUAGGAGAUGAUGUGUUUGUCCCUGCUUCGGUGUCUCCACAGUCAGAUUCAGGGAGUAGUAUGACUAUUUGUAUUGGUAGAUUUCAGCCAAAAUGUAAAAGCAAUACUAUUAGUCCGUGAUAUGUGUACAGUACAAGAUGAUAUUUAAUGCCCUUGCAGGGACUAUUUGUGGUGUAGAUGAUGAAUAAUAAAGUUUUGUUAAUG
Cyclopterus lumpus (lumpfish) is the source of this 1726-nucleotide messenger RNA. RefSeq names its product cytochrome c oxidase assembly factor 7. NCBI's taxonomy places the organism in Eukaryota, Metazoa, Chordata, Actinopteri, Perciformes, Cyclopteridae. Gene Ontology annotation, cellular component: mitochondrial intermembrane space. The record is from RefSeq and is a predicted model, not a curated record. Gene Ontology annotation, molecular function: protein binding.